This is a messenger RNA of Galleria mellonella (greater wax moth), 1881 nucleotides long. RefSeq lists its product as uncharacterized. Bases 194 to 961 code for a protein of 255 amino acids. NCBI's taxonomy places the organism in Eukaryota, Metazoa, Arthropoda, Insecta, Lepidoptera, Pyralidae. The transcript has a single exon. The record is from RefSeq and is a predicted model, not a curated record.
CAUACACGCCUCAGUGCACGGCCAUACGAUGCAACGAUUGCACGCUCUAAAAGAUUUAUAGAUAAAUGCAGUUCCCGGUGAAAAUAGAUAAAUGCCAGUGCUCAAGUAUUUUCUGCACAUUUCAAUAGACGCAACCGUUUGAAGUGGACAUUGGUCCAGUGUUGGGACUGGACUGACGCGGUUUCUAAUCAAAAUGCAGUGCCGCGGAAGUUUUGUCCUGGUGUGCUUGAGUGUGCUUGCUGUGGCUUCGGCUGGAACUUUUGGAGAUGGACUAAAACUUUUAGGGAAGGUGUACAAGAACUGCGAACACUCCCAGGAAAUUAUAAAGUGCUUUAAGAUCCAUGCCGCAAAAUUUGCUGACCGUGCAGCCCGAAUGGAAACGUUACCGAUUCUGGAUGGUGUGGCCUUAGUGAAGAGAUCGGAUUUAGGGAGAGCGUUCCCCUCAUCGUUGCCUGAAGGCGAUCUGAAUUCAUUACCUUCUGAUCAAGUUGACAAAUAUCUCAAUUUAGCUACUACAAAGUUGCUGCAAACUCAUCGGGUUGUGAUAUCACCAAGUGCUGUAGGUGACGAUGUCGGAAGAUCGUUAAAUGAAGCUAGAGGAAAAUUGAAGAAGAUGAUUGGACCGAUCAUUGCAGGUGUUGCUAUUAAAGGUGGGUUUUUAGCAAUAGCGUUCCAGGCGAUUGCUCUUAUUGCUGGAAAAGCACUUCUUAUUGGCAAGAUAGCGUUGUUACUUUCGGCGAUUAUUGGACUGAAGAAGUUGGUAUCUGGCGGAGAAUCCCACGAGAAGACCACCUAUGAGAUCGUGAAACAUCCUCAAGUUUCACAGAGUCAUACUUAUUCGUCAUCCCAUUACGGAAGCGACUUCGAUACGACUGGCCCAGGUGGUCACUAUAGGAGAAGUGUUGAAGAUGAGGCUGCAGCCCAGGAUAGAGCUUACCGAGCUUAUGCCAAACAGCAAUAGAUGUAAGAUGCAUUAAGAAUGAGACUUACGACUCUUAACAAAAACAACGACGAUCAGAUGGGCAUUAUAAUACGUAGCUCGAACGGAUGUAUUUUGGCCCUUUUGCUAAUUAAUGCAAAUAGGAAACAAAGAUUAUUUAUAUUAGAUAUUGUAAUGCUUGGAAUCGAUUUAGAAGAAACAUAUAAAUGCUAAUAACAAUAUUAUAUAGUAGAAUAAUAUAUGUCGCUGUAUACAAAUACAUAAUCGUAUUUAUAAAGAUAUAUUAAUGCAAUUAUAAAUUUAAUUUAUUUAUUAGUAUUGUAAAUAAGAAUGAUAAUAUAUCUUUGGGUAUAGCAUUAAUAUUAAUGGAGAUAGUAUUAUAAAUAUUGUAUAAUCGCUUGCACCAAAUAAUUAUUGGGAAAUGAAUGAUGAUAGAUGACAUAAUGAUAUAUAAUAGCUUAUGUAAUAAAUAUUUUCUAAGUUCUAGGCUAGUCGACGGGUAUUGUGCAUUUCUUUCUUAAAGCGUUCAAUUGUCCAAUUUUGUAUAAAAUAAUGUUAAGACUAGUUAUGUGAAGAAAAUAUGAUAUUUAUUUUAUUUAUAAGGGUGCUUUUUUAGAUUAAGUAGUUGAAUGUUUGUUUCCCUUUUUUUACCUUUUAUCUUUUAUAAAUUAUCAGUAAUAAGGUGGUUACGCGAGUACCUUUAAUAUAAAUAUUUAUUUACAAAAAUAUUAUGUAACUAAGUAUGUCACUAUUAUUGUGUAACAAUAAUCAUAGCUCAAUUAUAAUAAUAAAUGAUGAUGAAAUAUAUUCUAAUUAUGAACUAAAAUGGAAUAUAUUUAGAGAUCAUAAAGAUAUAUACUGAUCAGUUUGUUUUAUUUGGGGACCACAUAGAUGUGACAAUUACGGCCAUGGUUGAAGGAAAUAAAAAUAUUUGUGAAGUA